Electrophorus electricus (electric eel) is the source of this 2435-nucleotide messenger RNA. It is a transcript of the gene lix1l, whose product is annotated as limb and CNS expressed 1 like. Gene Ontology annotation, cellular component: cytoplasm. The record is from RefSeq and is a predicted model, not a curated record. NCBI's taxonomy places the organism in Eukaryota, Metazoa, Chordata, Actinopteri, Gymnotiformes, Gymnotidae. Gene Ontology annotation, biological process: autophagosome maturation.
ACUUUUCCUCAAACACCGGAAAUACAGGCUAUACGGACUACCCAUCGGUAACGGAGUAGUAACCGAUGAUUUAUCCUUUAUAACGGCCUUUUUAAAGUCACGACACGUGGACGGGCUGUCUGUGUUUUUCAGCAUCAGUACAGUACAGUUUGGCUGACGUUUCCCUCUUUGCAAACCGAUUCAGUUUUCCGUAGUUGUCUGUCUUCAAGACAAUGGAGUCGCUUCGCCAUCACCGCCUGCAGCCUGGGAUCGGAUACGGAGCAAACCCGACUGGCACCCUGCGUGCUUCCCUGAGGCCCGGAGUGACCAGUCCCAUGUCCUCGCAGCCGCCCCCGGUCUCCCUGGCCGCGUCUGCAGGCCCGCCGCCGCCGCUGCCGCCUCUUCACAGCCUCGGGGCUGGAGUGAUCGGGAGCACGGGCUUCGGGGCCGUCGAAAUGGCGGGACUGGGUCUGUGCAAUCCCGCAAACCCGACGGUGCUGAGGGAGGCGGUGGAUGCUGUGGUCAGAAGCUUCGCCAAACACACCCAAGGUUAUGGAAGGGUGAAUGUGGUGGAGGCCUUGCAGGAGUUCUGGCAAAUGAAGCAAUCUCGAGGAGCUGAGCUGAAGAACGGUGCUCUGGUCGUGUACGAGAUGGUUCCGUCCAACAACCCCCCCUACGUCUGCUACGUCAGUCUGCCCGGGGGCAGCUGCUUUGGGAGUUUUCAGUUCUGUCCGACAAAAGCAGAAGCGAGGCGGAGUGCAGCUAAAAUUGCCCUGAUGAAUUCCGUGUUCAACGAGCACCCAUCACGUCGCAUCACAGACGAGUUCAUCGAGAAGAGUGUGUGUGAGGCUCUGGCCUCCUUCAAUGGAAACCGAGAGGAAGCAGACAAUCCCAACACAGGCAUCGGAGCCUUCCGCUUCAUGCUGGAGUCGAACAAGGGCAAAUCCAUGUUGGAGUUCCAGGAGCUGAUGACUGUGUUUCAACUGCUACACUGGAAUGGAAGCCUUAAAGCCAUGAGAGAGAGGCAGUGCUCUCGCCAGGAGGUGUUGGCACACUAUUCCCACCGGGCGCUGGACGACGACAUGCGCACACAGAUGGCAGCGGACUGGGUCAGCCGUGAGCACGUCGUCACGGGGACCAUCACCCGGGAGCUGGCGGUCACGGAGCGUGAGCUGGAGGAGGCCCGUCUGGCUGGCCGUGAGCUCCGCUUCUACAAAGAGAAGAAAGACAUUCUGAUCAUGUCUCUCGGACAGCCAGGUGGCUCCAGUACCACCACCCUGCCCUGCUGAGGGACGUCGUCAUAAGGUCUGAGGCAGUUUCCCAAACUCAUAAAUGGCUAAUAUUAUUUAUUAUAAUAAUUACUAUUAUUAUAUAUCAUCAUCCUUACGUCACAACAUCAGAUUGUGAAUCUUCCUUUUUGACUAAAGGUCUUAUUUCCUGUGUUUGUGUCAGGUGAUUUUUUUUUUUUAGGACAUAUGAAGUAAUUGUGAAAGGUACCGGUGCUGCAUCUGCAGAUUUUAACACACAACAAACCUUGGAUGUCAAAACUGAAUAAAGUGCUGUUUUAUGAAGCCUAGCUAUAUUAUACUGCAGUGUUGACCUCACCACUUAUUUGAAUGUAUUGCCUGCACUUGUGUUGUUUGUGUGUGCGUUUUGUAGAUGAGAGAGUGCAAGAGAGAGAGGCAGGGUGGUAAUAAUUACAGUCCUUACCACAAGAAAUACUGCGUCAUCAAAUCAUGUGUGUUUAAUGCAGAUUUACAUCCCUCCCAGUGCCAUAGAAAGUCCUUUAUAUUCUGCACAAAAAUUCAAUUCAGUGAAGAAAAAUACAAGAAAUGUGGCAUGAACGUUAACAGCUAUGGUCCUCCUAUGAAGCUAUUCUGUGUCUUUGUUCUGUCCAAACACUUAAUGCUCAUAACUGUAACUGGUGAUUGUAAUUGUCACUUAAUGCAUUCAUUACAAGAGGUGGUUUGUUUUGACUGAAGAACAAUUCUUAGCAGGGUUGGGUCAGUUUGGGAAUGAACUGAAUUCAGUUCUUGAAACUGGAACUGGAAUUUGAGAUCCAUGAGAAAAAGAAUUGAUUCAGAAAUACAUCUCCGUGAAUGUUCAUUUAAACUUACAGAAUCCGUUCUCUGUAGCAUGACCUCGCCAUUUAGAGUACAAGUAUGCCUUUAUCUAAGGAUUUUCAUAGGCUGACAAAUAAUGACCUCACAAAGAGCUGUUGCUACCAGUUUCUGAAUCCUGGUGAGAGAGGUUGGUUUGUAGACAUUAAUAUCUGCGUAUCGAUGGUCUUCAUCAAACUUUUGCCUCCGUUUUGCUAUCUCACUAUAGCUUUUGAUUUUAUCUAUGGAAAGUGGUCUGCUGUCACUGGGGCCUUCUCUGCUUUUGCGCAAAUUUUCUUUUCUAUUUCAGCUUGCAUAUUUGGUUUUCGCUGCCAGACGUGUUCACCUGCACGGCAC